Molecule: messenger RNA, 1290 nt
Organism: Nerophis lumbriciformis (worm pipefish)
Lineage: Eukaryota; Metazoa; Chordata; Actinopteri; Syngnathiformes; Syngnathidae
Source: RefSeq, a predicted model, not a curated record
GAAGCUGCAAGCCUCAUGUUUUCGUCCAGCCAAGAGGAACACUGCGCCCCCUCCAAAGACCCGGUUAAAUACGGCGAGCUGGUCGUUUUGGGGUACAAUGGCUCCCUGCCCAAUGGAGAUCGCGGUCGACGGAAAAGCAGAUUUGCGCUAUACAAGAGGACCAAAGCCAACGGCGUUAAGCCGAGUGCUGUGCACAUCCUCAACACACCGCAAGACAGCAAGGCUGUCAACUGCAAAGGCCGACACAGCAUCUCAUACACACUGUCCCGCAACCAGACAGUCGUGGUGGAGUACAGCUACGAUAAAGACAUUGACAUGUUUCAGAUCGGCCGUUCCACUGAGAGUCCAAUUGACUUUGUGGUGACAGACACUAUUGCGGGAGGCCAGGAGGGCGAGGAGACACCCAUCACACAGAGCACCAUCUCACGUUUCGCCUGCCGGGUCAUAUGUGAGCGCAACCCUCCCUACACGGCCCGUAUCUACGCAGCUGGAUUCGACUCGUCCAAGAAUAUCUUCCUCGGGGAAAAAGCUGCAAAGUGGAAGAACCCUGACGGUCACAUGGAUGGGCUGACAACCAACGGCGUGCUUGUGAUGCACCCCAAAGGAGGUUUCACAGAAGAGUCCAAACCUGGCGUGUGGCGGGAGAUUUCUGUGUGUGGGGAUGUUUACACCCUGAGAGAAACGCGCUCCGCGCAGACGCCGGGCAAACUGGUGGAGAACGAAAGUAACGUACUCCUGGAUGGCUCCCUGGUGGACUUAUGCGGCGCCACCUUGCUGUGGCGCACUGCCGAGGGUCUCUUUCACACUCCCACCCAAAAGCAUCUGGAGGCCCUACGGCAGGAGAUCAACGCGGCGCGGCCCCAGUGUCCCGUAGGUCUAAACACCCUGGCCUUUCCCAGCAUGCAACGCAGCCGAGCUCUGUCCUGUCUGGAGGACAAGCAGCCUUGGGUGUACUUGGCGUGCGGCCACGUGCACGGUUACCACAACUGGGGUCAUCGCUCGGAGCAGGAACCCAACACCCAGCGAGAGUGCCCCAUGUGCCGGAUGGUGGGCCCUUACGUUCCGCUCUGGCUGGGCUGCGAGCCCGCCUUCUACGUGGACACGGGCGCCCCCACUCAUGCCUUUGUGCCGUGCGGACACGUGUGCUCGGAGAAGUCCGUUAAGUACUGGUCGGAAAUCCCCCUGCCCCACGGCACCCACGCCUUCCACGCCGCUUGCCCCUUCUGCGCCACCCAGCUUAGCCUCGCUCAGGGCUGCUCCAAGCUCAUUUUCCAGGGCCCUGUGGACUGA